CAACGCAAUCGAACCAGUCCCCACGCGAACAUGGCGGGAAACUUCAAGGUCCUGAUCGCCGGCGGCAGCCUGGUCGGCCUGACCCUGGCCAUCAGUCUGGAGCACGCGGGAAUCGAUUACGAGCUCUUCGAGAAAGGGGACUUCGCUCCCCAGCUGGGCGCCUCCAUAGGCUUCUACCCGCAAUCGAAUCAGCUGAUGGAUCAAUUGGGCGUCUGGUCUGAGAUUGAGAAAGUCGUGAUCCCCUUGCGGGCGCGAUAUCACUUCGACGAGAACGGAUACUGCAUGGAGGCAUCUAUUGCUUUGCAGUAUCUUCAGCACCUGAAAUAUCCGACCAUCUUCAUGGAACGCAGCGAGAUGCUGCGGAUCCUCCACGACCACAUCGCGGAUCCCAGGAAGCUCCACAGCCAGAGUCCCGUCGUUGCGUACGAAGAGACCCCUGGGGGUAUUGCAGUGACGACAGCCGAUGGCCAGAGGUUCCAGGGGAGUAUUUUGGUUGGAGCCGAUGGAAUUCAUAGCCGCGUCCGGCAGCUCAUGGCCGAUAAGAUCCGUCCCACAGACGUUGCUCUCGCAGAAGGCAUCGAGCAAUCAUUCACCAGUGAAUACAAGUGCCUCUUCGCGGUCUCGCGCAACGACCCCGCAGCCCCCUUCCUCCCCGACGGGACCGUCCACAACGUCUACCACCAGAACCACUCCGCGAUAACCGCUACAGGCGUUCCAGGCCUCGUCUUCUGGUUUCUCUUCGUCAAAGUCCCCAGCACGCGGACGCCCAACUGUCCCCGGUUCACCGAAGCCGACGCGGACGCCUUGGCUCACGAAUACGGCCACGUGGCGCCGGGGCCGGGCUACACCAUUCGGGACCUAUGGACCGCCCGCGUGAAGGGGUCUUUGGUCUCGCUGGAAGAAGGGAUCGUCUCGCAGUGGAGCCACGGCCGCGUCCUGCUGCUCGGCGAUGCGGCACACAAGGUCACCCCCAACGCCGGCUUCGGCGGCAAUCUCGCGCUUGAGGGCGUGGCGCAUCUCACCAAUGCCCUGGUCGCGUUACUGCAGGACUGCGGCCCCCGCACGGCCCCGGAAGUUGAGCAGCUUGGGGCUCUCUUUGCGGAGUUCGACCGGAGCCACCGUCCGCGCGCGACGGCGGUUCUGGGGUUGUCCGCGAAGAUCACGCGGUACGAGGCCCAGGAGACCGGGUUCCUGCGCUUCGCCGCCCGGUACUUGUCGCCUGUGAUUCCGGAUCGGUGGAAGGCUGCGCUAUUUGCGCGCUUUGCGUCCGGAGCACCGAGGUUGGAGUUUUUACCCGUCAAGACGGCGGCAGCGGCGGUGGCGACGGCCUAUGUUGGGAGAAGUGUUUGA
Molecule: messenger RNA, 1350 nt
Organism: Aspergillus fijiensis CBS 313.89
Lineage: Eukaryota; Fungi; Ascomycota; Eurotiomycetes; Eurotiales; Aspergillaceae
Product: FAD-dependent oxidoreductase
Exons: 3
Coding region: 31-1350 (439 amino acids)
Molecular function (GO): FAD binding
Source: RefSeq, a predicted model, not a curated record